AUGCCCAGCCAACAGAAGAAGGUCAUCUUUUGCACUGCUGGCAUCCUCAGCUUUGCGUGUUCUUUUGGAGUCAUAACAGCCUUAGGAACCCAGCUGUGGGUCAAAGCCAAGAUCCUUUGCAAGACCGGAGCCCUGCUUGUCAAUGCUUCUGGACAAGAGCUUGAGAAGUUUACUGGGGAGCUCCAGUACGGGCUUUUCCACGGGGAAGGGGUGCGACAAUGUGGCUUGGGAGCGAGACCUUUCCGGUUCUCAUCCAGGUCACUGAAAAAAGACUGGAAUCUGUAUCAGAAAGGAAAACUUCAGAUUUUUCCAGAUCUGGUCAAAGCCAUCCCAGUGAGUAUCCAUGUGAAUACUGUUCUAUUCUCAACAAUUCUUAUUGUGUUGACAAUGGCAGGGGCAGCCUUUUUCAUGUACAACGCUUUUGGCAAGCCCUAUGAAACUCUCCUUGGCCCACUUGGACUAUAUCUCUGGAGCUUCAUUUCGUGUUCCUGUGGUUGUCUUGUUAUGAUACUGUUUGCCUCUGAAGUGAAGAUGCACCAUCUCUCAGAGAAAAUUGCAAAUUAUAAAGAAGGGACUUUCAUAUACAAAACUCAUAGUGAAAAAUAUGCCACCUCCUUCUGGAUCAUUUUCAUGUGCUUCUCUGUGCACAUUCUGAAUGGGCUUUUAAUCCGGCUUGCUGGGUUUCAGUUCCCUUUUGCAAAAUCUAAAGACUUUGAGACUACUAGUGCAGCAGCAGAUCUAAUGUACUAA
Molecule: messenger RNA, 750 nt
Organism: Vombatus ursinus (common wombat)
Lineage: Eukaryota; Metazoa; Chordata; Mammalia; Diprotodontia; Vombatidae
Gene: CLRN1
Product: clarin 1
Exons: 5
Coding region: 1-750 (249 amino acids)
Biological process (GO): equilibrioception; sensory perception of sound
Source: RefSeq, a predicted model, not a curated record